GAUUUGAAGGUUAGGUUAUAAAAAAAAUUUUUUAUGAUGCGUAUUUCUGCAUCAUGCUUUCAACUUCAUAAAGAAUUUCAAUGUAUGCUUCAGAGUUGAUAGAAAAUUAUCAAUAUCUAACGUGCACGACUGGAUGAUAGAAAUGGUCAAAAGAAAGUCAAGAAAUCUUCCAGACGUAGGAAAAAUCGAAAUAGAAGAUUAUUCAUUCUCUUAUUAUGAUGAAGACACUCGUGAUAUAAUAUUUGAACCCCGUGUAUAUCAUCAAAGAUAUCAAAGAUCAUUUGAUAUACUCAUCAAUCCACGAUGGAGAAAAGAUAUAAAAAUAAUUACUGAAUAUGGAUGUGGCGAAUACAAGUUAAUGAAUUAUUUCAAAUAUUUUUUAAGUCUUAGAAAAAUUAACUUCGUAGAUAUUGACGCUAAACUCCUUAAAGAAAAACUUCCUUUUAUUAGAAUGUGCGAUUAUCAUUAUUCAGAAAGAAGAUUUAAUCCAUUGCAAGUUACUGCGUUUGAAGGGAGCAUUUCAGAUCCUGAUGACAGAAUACUUAAUUCAGAUGUGGUGAUAGGUAUUGAAAUAAUUGAACAUUUAUAUCCCGAUACAUUAGAGGCUGUUCCAUAUGUCAUAUUUCAUAGUGUUAGACCAAAGAUAGUUAUUUUUACAACUCCUAAUGCAGAUUUCAAUGAGGCUUUACCAAAGUUCAAAGGAAUACGUCAUCCAGAUCACAAAUUUGAAUGGACUAGGCAGCAGUUUGAAUCGUGGGCAUUGAAUAUAAUAUUACGUUUUCCCGAAUAUGAAGUUUCAUUCUUUGGAGUUGGUAAAGGUCCAAGUGGAACUGAACAUCUUGGCUGCUGUUCACAAAUGGCUCUUUUCUUGAGGAAGGACAUAUCAGAUCAAAUAAAUCGCCUACCUUUGUUGAAAUGUUGGUGUGGCAAACAUUAUCAAGGUGGACCAAAUUGUCUAAUGUGCCACCCACUGAUACCUUUUGGAAUAUGUUCCUACAUGACUAAAUCAAAAAAAUUUGAAAAUAUUGAAGAAAAUUAUCUGAUCUUUUAUAAAGAAAUACAUUCUGUUGAUUUCCUAUACAUAGAUGACGAUAGAAGAACUGAUGAGGAGAAAUUAAUGGAAAUAAUGAUUUGUAAUAUGAAUCAUGAGAUACUUUAUGGAGAAAAAAGUUGUUAUGUUCCAUUAUAUAAGAUUAUCAGUACACAACAAUUUGGAGUUUUAAUCUCUGAAGAAGAAGCAGCGGAGAUUCUAAGGAAUUAUGGUUUUCUUGUACAAAAACAGUUUGUUAAGGACGAUAUAGGACCAGUUGUUUCAGAAGAAAAGUUAUGUGUACAAUAUAUUGCAGAUGAUGAGAUAUGAAGGUAUGAAUCUCUAUACCUUGAAUUCUAUUCAGUGAAGUGGGAUUGUCAAAAAUGAUUGAAAUUUUAAGAUUGAUUCAAAUGUGAUCAUUUCAAAUGAUAUAUUAUAUAAUUGCUUCCAUUCAAUUGUUAUCACUGCUUAAUUGUUAGUUAUAUAAUAUAAAACUGAUGUUAUUAAAUAUGAAUUACUUUUCAAAUUCAAUUUUUAUACAAUAAACUUAUUACCAUUA
This is a messenger RNA of Harmonia axyridis, 1589 nucleotides long. Its product is annotated as small RNA 2'-O-methyltransferase-like. Lineage: Eukaryota; Metazoa; Arthropoda; Insecta; Coleoptera; Coccinellidae. The record is from RefSeq and is a predicted model, not a curated record. The transcript is spliced from 5 exons. The coding region runs from base 134 to 1360 and encodes 408 amino acids. Gene Ontology annotation, cellular component: nucleus; cytoplasm. Gene Ontology annotation, molecular function: RNA methyltransferase activity; O-methyltransferase activity. Gene Ontology annotation, biological process: siRNA processing; RNA methylation; piRNA processing.